Centropristis striata (black sea bass) is the source of this 2132-nucleotide messenger RNA. RefSeq names its product family with sequence similarity 177 member A1 (gene fam177a1a). The transcript has 5 exons. Bases 69 to 689 code for a protein of 206 amino acids. NCBI's taxonomy places the organism in Eukaryota, Metazoa, Chordata, Actinopteri, Perciformes, Serranidae. The record is from RefSeq and is a predicted model, not a curated record.
AUAAGCAGGAAGUGGUGCUGGCAGAACCAGGCAACCAGGUCGUGGUGAGCUGGAAGAAGUGAGAUGUGAUGGCAGAUUUGUCUUUGUAUUUAACUAAUGUUAAUGUUUCACUGGGGCAAACCAUGGAAACUGAUAAGAGUCCAGGAGGAGCGACAGACUUUGAGAGCGUGGAAAUAGGAGACACUGCGGGUAGACAGGGGAGGGUGAAGGUUCCCCGCAGGACCAUCUUCUUUGCCAGUGGAGAGACAAUGGAGGAGUACAGCACCGAUGAAGAAGAAGAAGUGGAGGAGCCUGUGAAGAGGGAUGUCGUCACUGUUGAUCCGUCCAAGCUGACCUGGGGUCCAUAUUUCUGGUUCCACAUGUGGAGAAUGGGCACCUCCACUAUCUCAGUGUGUGACUACAUGGGAGAGAGACUGGCCUCUCUGUUUGGCAUCACUUCUCCGAAAUACCAGUAUGCUAUCGAUGAGUACUACCGUAUAAAGAAAGAGGAGGAGGAGGAAGAGGAGGAGAACCAUCUGUCUGAGAUGGCUGAGCGCCGGUUUGCGGAGCAGGCAGAACCUCACCCUGCAACUGUAGAGCAGCCAGAAUCGUCUGGAGCCUCCUUUGUAAAUAUUAGCUUUGAGCUGGAACCUGAACCUUCUCUCAACGCUGCAGACACCAACAGAGUCCCCUCUCCCCUCCCUUCCUGAAAACUGACCCACAGCACUACCAUCCACAAAUUUCUAUUCGUUGGCAAAACCUUAAUUUACUCAGCUGUAUAGAUUAAUAAUAUUAUGGUUUUUCUACAUUUUUAUUAUAUAAAAAGAUCUUAGUACACAGUGCAGGGAAACAUUAAAAGGGCUGUAGAAGUGACCACACUAUCCUUAUCUGUGAAUGUAAGUGCGUGUAUAGUUUGAAAUCAUAUGCAAGACUGAGUUUGCUGACCUGAAUUGGACUGGGCUCCACUCACUUUGCAUUGAUUGCAAAAAAUGCUGGAUGUAUUGAGAAAUAGUUAUCAAAGUCUUUGCAUUGAUUUUAAAUGAAUGGAAAUCCACCCUAAACUGUAUAGAGAACAAAGUGAAUUGGCCCCAGUCCUGAAUUAAGAACAGGAACAGACACGUGCUACAUCUACUGAACAGUUGUUGAUCCUGCUAUUACAUAUAUGCAAAGACAUUUCAUUAAUUAAUAAGCAGGCGAGUGAUGACAGCAGAAGCUAAAACUGAUUAAACGUCAUUUAUAAUUUCAACAUAAUAUAUAUUCAGAACGGUAACCCUGCUUCUGCCUUUAAGUAGUCAUGUAUAUUUCCUCAAGGCUAAUUAGAGUUCUUGCUCUUUGAAAAAAACUUGUGUAAUAUGUUGACUUAUUAACAGAAUGCUGGUUAAUUAAAGUGCUAAAUUCAUAGGUAUGAUGUUUGGUUUCACAGAUUAAUAAUUGCUAAGAUAUAUUUGUAUUUCCAGAGCAAAACAAUUUGCUUACAUGUUUUAUUUAUUAAAUCUUUACUUAAAAGCACAAUAACAACAAUACAGUAUUUGCUGAUAUUACAAAGUGUGCUAAUAUAUAAUUUACACUUUAGUUAAUUUGUGAUAAUAAAAAUAAAUUAAAGAAAUACAAACAAGCCGGAGCGUAUAGCAGAUUGAAAAUGGAGGCAGUGUGAAGAUGACUGGGCUUAGUGUAUCGCUAGACUCCUGUGUACUAUAGUGUCUGUAAGAUGAAGUUUGUUGCAUUGUUUCUUAAGGUGUCACAGCAGCAGUUGGAUACUUUUGUGCAGGUUGAUUUGAAGCAGGGCAAGAAGCAGCAGGUUGAUCAAAAUCGACUUCAAUCUGUCUUUUCUUUCUACUAGUAGCAAUGUAAAGAAAGAAGUGUUUCUGUGAUGAAACUUAAAUUGGUUGACAAACAGAACCAUUUAUCUAGUGCUUAUUGUUCUCUCUUGGAAAUGUUAAAAGUGCAAAUUUUUAGCCAAUAUAGAUUAAAUAAUACCAAUAUAGUUCAAAUCUGCUAGUACUCAAAUGUAUUGAUCUACACUGGCCUGAAAGGCUGCCCACAUAUAGUGCUACUACCUUGAUGUGUGUGUUCUUAAAGUGUCCUUGUAGAAGCUUUUCAUAUGACUGUUUAGCUGCGCAACCGGCGUAAUGCUGAGACAGAGCAAUCGUAAG